AUGGUUUCCCUCUCGGUGCGCCAGUCUCUGGCCAUUCUUCUCACUCUUGCUUCCGACACUCUCGCCAAGGACUGGCUUAGCCCAGAGUACACCUGGCUUUACGAGUUCCCUCUCCCCAUCCCUCCUCAGAAGCAGGAAAAGUUCGCCGAAAACCCAAUCAUCAACCCAGUCACGGGGAAGAAGAUGAGGUACUACGAGAUUGAGAUCAAGCCGCUCACUCAGCAAGUGUACCCCAACCUGGGAAAUGCUACCCUGUACGGCUACGAUGGUGUCUCGCCUGGUCCCACCUUCAUGAUGGAGCGUGGCGAAGAAGCUGUCGUUCGCUACACCAAUCACCACCCGACCAGGGCCAACUCGGUCCAUCUUCACGGCUCUUACUCGCGCACUCCUUGGGAUGGUUGGGCCGAAGACAUUACCCAGCCGGGAGAGUACAAGGAUUACUACUACCCCAACAGCCAGGCUGCUCGAACUCUUUGGUACCACGACCACGCGAUUGACCACACUGCUGAGAAUGCCUACUUCGGUCAGGCUGGAGCUUACCUUCUCCACGACCCCGCUGAAGACAAGCUCGGUCUGCCCAGCGGAUACGGUAUCUACGACAUCCCUCUGAUCUUGGCUGCGAAGCAAUACAACGAUGACGGCUCCCUGUUCUCCCCUGCCAACGAGACGACCUCACUCUACGGCGAUGUUAUUCACGUCAACGGACAGCCGUGGCCUUACCUCAACGUCGAGCCUCGCAAGUACCGCUUCCGCCUGCUUGAUGCUGCCAUCUCCCGCACAUUCAAGCUUUACAUCGAGGACAGCAAAGGCGAGCGGGGCAACUUUUCAGUCAUUGCUUCCGAUGCCGGUCUUCUGACCCAGCCCCAGAACGUUCAGGAGCUGUACAUUGCCAUGGCCGAGCGCUACGAGAUCGUUAUCGACUUCUCCCAGUACAAGGGUCAGAAUGUUACCAUGCGCAACACCCGCGGCUUCGCUGCCGACAGCGAUUUCCUGCACACUGACAAGGUCAUGCGCUUCGUCGUGAGCGACAAGUCUGUCGAUGACAAGUCCAAACUCCCGACCGAUCUCCGCGACGUUCCGUUCCCCAAGGACAAGACCGGCGUCGACCAGCACUUCCGCUUCGAGCGCCAGGGAGGCGACUGGCGCAUCAACGGCGUCACCUUCGCCGACGUGAACAACCGCGUUCUCGCCCGUCCCAAGCGCGGCACCAUCGAGGUCUGGGAGCUCGAGAACGGCUCCGAUGGUUGGUCUCACCCCAUCCACAUCCACCUCAUCGACUUCCGCGUCAUCAAGCGCGUCAACGGUCGCGGCGCCGUCAUGCCCUACGAGUUCAACGGCCUCAAGGACGUCGUCUGGCUCGGCCCGGGCGAGACGGUGACCGUCGAGGCCCACUACGCCCCCUGGCCCGGCGUGUACAUGUUCCACUGCCACAACCUCAUCCACGAGGACCACGAGAUGAUGGCCGCCUUCAACGUCUCCGUCCUCGAGGACCUCGGCUACACCGAGAAGCAGUUCGUCGACCCCAUGGAGGGCGAGUGGCAGGCCAAGAAGGAGAACGCCGCCGCGUACUCGUACGACUCCGUCAAGUCUCGCAUGCAGUUCAUGGCCAACUACCAGCCCUACAACAACAUCGACGAGGUCGAGAGCCGGCUGGACGCCUACUGGGCCACCAAGACGCAGUCUCCCGCUGCCGCCGCCACUGCCGCUAGCUCGACCCUGGUCGUCAGCACCAAGACUGCUUCGUCGACGUCCUCGACCAUCACGACCAGUGCAGCGACCACCAAGGUCGCCGAUGAUAAGGGCGGCAGUGGCAAGAAGACCACGACAUCUACCUUCACGACAGCCACCAGCAAGGCCAAGGGUAAUGGUCUUCGCUUCCGCAAUGUCAAUGUUCCGAUACCCAAGCGCACUGCCGAGCCUCGGUCCAGUCACAAGCACUCCUCGUCAGAGUCCAAGAAACAUCUGGCCAAGCGGCGGUCCAAGAAGCACGGAUCUGAGCCUUCGUCAAACGAAGGCAGCGCGUAUCGCGUCGCGUACCAGGAAGCCGACGGCGAUGCCAUUGCCGCUCAACACCAAGCCAGAAUCACGAAACAGCUGGCCGGCUUCAACAAGAAAUUCAGUGGCAGCUCCUGA
Molecule: messenger RNA, 2133 nt
Organism: Colletotrichum karsti
Lineage: Eukaryota; Fungi; Ascomycota; Sordariomycetes; Glomerellales; Glomerellaceae
Product: bilirubin oxidase
Exons: 4
Coding region: 1-2133 (710 amino acids)
Molecular function (GO): oxidoreductase activity; copper ion binding
Source: RefSeq, a predicted model, not a curated record